AUGAGAGCCAUUAUUGUUUGUGUCUUUAUUGAAUUAUUAAGUAAUUCUGGUAAAUUAUAUUUGAUUACUUAUACAAUACGUCUAAUCACAAACGGUCCGAUUGCCAAUAUUCCUCAAAAUAGUCGUGAAUUAUUAAACACAUCAAAAUGUUUAUUCACAAUAAUGGCUAAUGUUUCAACAGAAUUUUUAAAAACAGCCAUUGCACCUAUAAGCAACAUGAUCAUGGGGAUAUUUGUACAAAAAGCCAACUAUCAACAAAUAUCAAGAACAGCUAAAAUAACAUAUGAUUUAUUGAAAAAAGAAAUUGAGGAAGGUGAUACAGAUAUGACAUCGUACGAUGAAUAUGGUAAUGAAACGGCGAUCAAUUCAGACUUUUUUGAUUACAGUCAAUUGAAUAAAAUUGAUCUUGAUUAUAAAUACGAACGUCCACUAACGCAAACGGAACAGAAACUAAGACAGGAAAAAAUAAGUUUAAGCGAUCAUAUUGAUCAAUUGUAUACAAAUAUUAACAUUAAACGAUGUAACACAAUAUUGGAACGUGCCGUAAUGGCUUGUCGCCAACGGGUUAUAAAAGUUGAACGACGAUGUUUAAGAGCGACAACAGGUGAUACAAGCACGGGCAUCGCUUUGAGAACAAUAUCAUUCGCACCGGGUAUUCAACUCAUGUAUUUGUUUACGGGUUUAUCACACGAUAAAUUGUGGGAAAAAAUAUGUAACAUGGUUUUUAGUACAUUGAACAAGGUUUGUGAGGCAGUAAAAACGUUACCGUUCAAAACAUUGGGUGUUGGAAAAGAUUGUGAUGAAACACUACGUCAACUAUUACCUGGUAUUGGUAAUUACUAUGUGGAAACAGAAACGAAUUUAAAAAAUUUAGUUGAUGCAUUUGAUACACGCAUAUCGUAUGAUUAUAAACAUUUUUUACGAAAUGAAACGACACUAUUAAAUGAUCCACGAGCCGUGUUCUAUGAUGUCUUUGAGAGUCUUGAAGAAACUCAACGUUAUGUAUCAUGGUCAUGGUCAUUGUUCAAUCUAGUUCAAAAUUAUUUGGCGAUAUGGAUAUUUAUUAAAGCAUGGAAAUAUGUGAGAUGUUAUUUGAUCGAUAUUACGUAUGAAAAUUAUUUUAUAACAAAUGAUUUUAGACUCAUUGAUUUGAAACGUCGAAAAAAUCAACGACGCCAUUUAUUACCAUUGAAAAAAUUAGAAAAACAACGUUAUAUUGAUCCAUCAUAUCUUAAAUUACAGGGUGUUGAACGUGGUAAAUUAUUAUCAGCGUUUACAUUUAAUUUCAUUGUAUUUUUCAUUUUCAUCAUUCUUAUUCUAAUCGAUUUGGUAAUGGCUGAUGUUGUUGACGCUGUACGUAUGCACGGUAAAAUUAUUGUUCAUCCAAAAGCUGAGCAUAAUUUGACAAUAUUGGUUAAUGGCACCGGUUUUAUGGCAAAAUUUAUUCGUACAAUGUUUAAACAUUUAUAUUCAAAUCGGACUGUUGAUCAUAAAAUUCUUAUUGAACCAUGUUUACCAAAUGUUUAUCGAUUAAAUACGUACUGGUAUACACAAAUUUCAAUAUUUAGUUUUUUAACUAUUUUUCUAACGUUGACAAGUCAAUAUAAUGAACGUUUACAACGGUUAACCAUGUCAUUCUUUUAUCCAAGACGAGAAAGACAACGAACAAUUUGGUUAUAUCGAAAAAUGUUGAGAGAAAGAAGAUUGUAUAAACAGAAAUUGAUUAAAAGAGCACUCGAAUAUUGGAUGAGAAACUUUUUAUUAGAACGUUUGACGAAGUUUAGUGUCGGUAGAUUGUGUAAUGUAAACUAUUGUGAAGAUUGUUGGAUAGAUAUUGAAGAAAAAUGUUUAAUUUGUGAAUAUGUUUAUAGACGACAAGAAUUGAAUGAAAUUAUUGACAAACAACAGCAGCAAACAAAUCAAAACUUUCAAUUUUUUGAUGAGAGUAUGAUUUUUGAUGAUAUCGAGAAUUCAAUCUAUCGACCAUUUCCAACUCAAGUUGAAUAA
Molecule: messenger RNA, 2007 nt
Organism: Didymodactylos carnosus
Lineage: Eukaryota; Metazoa; Rotifera; Eurotatoria; Philodinida; Philodinidae
Source: the annotation of a GenBank genome assembly